This is a messenger RNA of Guillardia theta CCMP2712, 805 nucleotides long. RefSeq lists its product as hypothetical. NCBI's taxonomy places the organism in Eukaryota, Cryptophyceae, Pyrenomonadales, Geminigeraceae. The record is from RefSeq and is a predicted model, not a curated record. The transcript has 4 exons. Bases 19 to 759 code for a protein of 246 amino acids.
AUCUCUAUCCUCGGCGGCAUGGCGUGGGCGGCUGGACAGGCGCUGCGCGAGACCGGGGUGGCGCUGGAGCGACUGGCAUGCCGCAUGCUCGGAGAUCUCACCUACAAGGAACCAUUGUCUUGCCAUCGCAAUGUCAUGCGUAUCUUCAGCGAUGCCCCGAAGAUCAAGGAGGGCUGCUUUGUCGCACCAACCGCUAGCGUCAUAGGCAAAGUAACCCUUGGUACAAACAGCAACGUAUGGUACAGUGCAGUAGUGAGAGGAGAUCGAUCGAACAUCUCAAUCGGCAACAACUGCAACGUGAUGGAACGUGCGGUCUUGAACCCUACUUCGGGCGAGAUCGCCAUCGGGGACAACGUGACUGUUGGAGCCGGCGCAGUCAUCCGGGCAGCCAAGAUUGGCAGCGGCUGCAUGGUCGGAGCGAGCGCGGUGCUUGAAGACUCUGUUGUUGUGGAAGACGGUGCUGCUGUAGGCCCAGGAGCGGUGGUCCCUGCAUCCACUGUCGUCCCUGCUGGCCAGAUCUUCACUUCUGCAGGCCUCCGCGCCCUGAAGGCUGAUGAGCUUGCUGCCAUCGCAGCUAUCUGCGGCAACGUGUCCAAGAUGGCACCAGUGCACACUGCCGAGUGCAACAAGUCGUUCAAGGACAUCGAGAAGGAGAAGGAAGGAUACGAGUGGCAGCAGCCGCUCGAAGACGGAGAUCCCAUGGGUCUUCUCUCCCAAGAUCACGAAAAGUCUCUGCAGUGGCAAUCCAAGUUCACGUAACGAAUUCAUCGAAUUUCUUGAUUGGCACAGUAAAGGCAACGUACAG